GUGCCCAGAGCGGGAAAGCCGCUUUCUCCUCCGCCCGCCCCGGCGGCGCCGAGCCGGAACCCGCGGCGCGCAGCUUGUUCCUGGGCGGGGAGGCCUCAGAGGAGCCACAGGGAGCGUGAGGGGCCUGUCGCUGCGGGCCGGGGCUAUGAGCCGUUAUCAGAGGUUGGUGAGCACCUCCUUUCAGUGCCAAAGGUUCCACAGUGCAGCAGGAUGUCUAAAGAGCAAAACUGGGGCAGAGCACCGCUGGUUGGAGCGGCAUCUGAAGGAUCCGUUUGUUAAGGCAACAAAACAGCAUAAUUAUCGUUGUCGGAGUGCCUUUAAAUUGCUGGAGAUAGAUGACAAACAUAAGUUUCUUUGUCCAGGGCUCUCUGUGAUAGACUGUGGGGCAGCUCCUGGAGCUUGGAGUCAGGUUGCUGUACAGCGAGUCAAUGCUUUGGGCACUGACCCUAAUGUCCCUGUUGGUUUUGUCCUUGGAGUGGACCUUCUUCGUAUUUCCCCUCUGGAAGGAGCAGUCUUCCUUUCCAAUGCUGAUAUUACAGAUUCAGUCACACUUAAGAAGAUUCAAGAACUUCUUCCUACAGAGAAAGCAGAUGUUAUCUUGAGUGACAUGGCACCUAAUGCCUCUGGGGUACGGGAGCUAGAUCAUCAGAAGUUGAUUAACUUGUGCUUGUCUCUUUUGGAUUUGUCCAAAAUUAUCUUACGGCCAAGCGGAACCAUCCUCUGUAAGUUCUGGGAUGGACGGGAAACCCAUCUCCUCCAAAACAGACUGAAGGAGAAUUUCCAGGAUGUGAGAACGAUAAAGCCUCAGUCCAGCCGGAAAGAGUCAGCAGAGAUCUAUUACUUGGCAAAACGGUACAAUGGUGGAGUGAAACAUCAGAAACACUGACAAAUGUGUCUACCCUUAUUGCAGUAGUUGUUAAGUUACUGACUGGGGAUUUUGAUUUGAGCUGUAUUUUUUUAAAAAUCCCAGUAUUGAGACUCUUAAAUUGAAUUGCGUUAUUGUUAAGUCUAAUUUAGUGAAAUCUGUCUGUUAUAUAACAACUUAGAGGUUCAUCAUGUUUUACACACACAAAAUAAAAGUCUUGUUGCCCUAG
Molecule: messenger RNA, 1094 nt
Organism: Pelodiscus sinensis (Chinese soft-shelled turtle)
Lineage: Eukaryota; Metazoa; Chordata; Testudines; Trionychidae
Gene: MRM2
Product: mitochondrial rRNA methyltransferase 2
Biological process (GO): RNA methylation
Cellular component (GO): mitochondrion
Molecular function (GO): rRNA (uridine-2'-O-ribose)-methyltransferase activity
Source: RefSeq, a predicted model, not a curated record